Molecule: messenger RNA, 1292 nt
Organism: Manacus vitellinus (golden-collared manakin)
Lineage: Eukaryota; Metazoa; Chordata; Aves; Passeriformes; Pipridae
Gene: MTURN
Product: maturin, neural progenitor differentiation regulator homolog
Exons: 3
Coding region: 72-374 (100 amino acids)
Biological process (GO): positive regulation of megakaryocyte differentiation; regulation of signaling
Cellular component (GO): cytoplasm
Source: RefSeq, a predicted model, not a curated record
GGGCUGGCGGAGGCGGCGGAGCGGUGGUGCGACGCCGGCCUCCAAGCUCAUCGCGCCGAGGACGAGCGCGCAUGGCAUUCCUAGCGCGACCGCGUCUCCUUCUACGGCUGUGGCCAGGCCGGCCUGCCGGGGACAAUUUCCACGUGUGGAGCGAAAGUGAAGACUGCUUACCUUUUCUGCAGCUCGCACAGGAUUACAUCUCCUCCUGUGGGAAAAAGACACUCCAUGAAAUAUUGGAAAAAGUCUUCAAAUCCUUCAGACCUUUACUUGGGCUUCCAGAUGUUGAUGAUGAUGCAUUUGAAGAAUAUAACGCAGAUGUGGAAGAAGAGGAACCAGAAGCUGAUCACCAACAGAUGGGUGUCAGUCAGCAGUGAUUUUCUGAGAAGCUAAAAUAAUUCGGAAGCCUUUGGUACCAGGUGGGGUCAGGUGGUCCCACGUUAGCCUGUUCGAAUUAGCACAUCACAAGGGGAUAUCUGGCUGCCAAGAUAAAAGUUUCACAAAAAAUGGUUUUAAAAAAAAAAAAAAUAAUAAUAAUUUGUGAUGAGCUUUGCUAAGAAGUGACCUGAAUUUUGCUCCUGCUUCAGUGGGUUUUCUAUGGAGUUGUCUUGGUAGCAUUCUGCCGCUAUCAGUCUAGAAGUAGUUUUGUUGCUGACUUGUCUCUUCGAUUUGUGCUCGAGAGUAGCAUUCGCUGACGUGAAUGUAGAGUACCGAGAAUGUAGGAAACGUGUGGUGAGAGUGCCGAGUCCUCACCGGUGACCUUUCCAAGGAAACCAGCGCAGAGAGCAAACACCACACAACCUGCGCUCUUCUGUUUAGUUCAACAGCUAUAGUUUUUGAAAAAGUACCAAACUUGGAGAAACUUCUCCUUAAAAACAGUAGUUUAAUAGUGGUUGGUGCUGCAGAAGUGCAUGUGAAGGCUUAACAAAAAUAAUGGGAAGUGGGAAAUCCAGGGGGUGUCAGACAUAUUAAUGUUGUUUUACUGACACCUGAGUUUACAAGUGCUGAAUUAAUAACUGGGAGUAAUGUGUAUCAGCAGCAAACAUUAUUGCCAGCCCUGGUACUCAAAACACCAUGUGAUCCAAAGGCAAGUGCUGCUUUCUUACAAAUGAAGUAAAAAAUAGCCAUUGCCUAUCUCACUUCUGCAUGACAACCAACUUUAAGCUUUGCUGGUUUUGAUACACUGCCAAACUAUUACUCAAACCUCGUGGCAUCGUGAAUUAGAAUCAUAGAAUAUACUGAGUUUGAAGAGACCCAUAAGGAUCAUCAAGUCCAACUCCUGGCCCUGCACAGAA